AUGGACGAUCCCAACUAUUGGGAACAGCCAGCGGCUGAAUGGCUCGAUUUCUUCGGCGAUCUUAACUUCGACAUGGAUUUCAGUGCCGGCCCAUUUCUCGGUCUCGAUUGCUCAUCACCGAUUCAAUCCAAUGCUUCUGCCCAUUACAACGUUGAAGAUAGCUUGAACACACUUUCAGGCACAGCCUCGCCAAAGAGCUCUCUUGAAAAAAUGCAACUCCCACCAACUCUAACGUGCGAAGAUGCCACCGCUAUCAAAGCAAGUCGCCCCACGUCCCAUAGCACGCCUCGGGAUAUUGGCACAAGAAUUUCGCGUCAAUCUCCUGAAGCGCCAGAUUCGGACAAGCGGUCAUCCUCUGCAGGUCUCAAGCGAAAGAUAGAUCAAUCGGUGACUGUGUUCUCCUCAACGUCCAGCAAGGAGGUGACUCCUAGGAAGCGCAAAACCUUCUCGGCAUCCCGAAAGAAGGAGGUUGCUUUGAACAGAAAGGUGGGGGUUUGCAUUCAAUGCAAGAUUCGAAAGAACAGGUGUACUUUCGGACUACCAUGCGAGCCUUGCAUCACGCGGGCGGGAGGUGCUGCUUUGGGCCAUCAAUUGUGCAUGAGGCAAAGCCUCCUCUCAAUUCGCUUCGAUAAUGUUGAUCUCGUGAAUCAAACAAGGAUAGAGUCAGAUACGAGGGAGAUCCGGGCGCUCCAUGACAUUCCCUCAAGCAAACCCGCAUACCUCUGGUUUCCAGGCAGCCCACUCGUCCCAGAAGCUUUCCUGAAGAUUCACGUCAUCGAAUUCCAGUCCUCGGGAUAUCAACCGACUCGAGAUGUCAUUUUUCAUGACUAUUUCCACAGCUCUGCGUCAUGUGUCCCGAAUAGUCACCUAGCACUUGAUCCCAGACGUCUCCCUUCCAUUGAAGAAAUUUUGAAGAUCUUCACCCUAUGUUGGGAUGGUGUUCGGCUUGCUCCAGGCCCGUUCUCGGGUCUGCAUAAGGCAGUCGAGAAGUUCGUGGAAAGUUACUGCAAUCGAAGAUCGGAUAUGCCCAUGAAGGACUUGCUAGCCAAAAUCACACGCUUGUAUCGUCUCUUCGGGCUGUAUCGUAUCAUUCCGUACACUUGGUCAACCCCAGAUUGCGUCGAAGGCGAACUUGCUUCUCCAGUCAUAUUGGCACAACUCAGAUUGCUCGUAUGUGGAGAGCUGAAGUCCGUUGAGAUCCAAGUGUUCUCGGCUCUAUAUCGACUUAUAUAUGACCAAGGAAAUAUUGGAAGGCAGAACUCAUUGGCGGUUUGGGCGUGUCUGUGGGCACUACUGUUCACAUACAAGCACCACAUGGUAUUCACCAGGUCUACGCUGCCCGAGUACGACAUUAGUCCAAUGAUACACGCUGCAAGAUUCCAGCUGAACCAGCAUCUGUACAACACCUUGACAUCGACGUAUGCGGCGCUGUACAACAGCACCUCCCCACUGACGCUGGACUGGCGUACCGAAGAGAUAGCUUCGCUGCUAGAUCGCGACCCCGAGUUGAUCAAGCUUUUCUGCAACAUAAAGACAGAGAUGUUCUGGUUCUAUGCAAUCAAAGAUAGCCUGCUUGAAGAGGAUACACUAUUCAAGAGUCUGAUUAUCGAAAAUGAGAGUAAACUGUUACGGGCACACAUCAAGGCGGCGAAGAAGAAGGGUAUCUUAUAA
Cadophora gregata is the source of this 1671-nucleotide messenger RNA. RefSeq lists its product as uncharacterized. NCBI's taxonomy places the organism in Eukaryota, Fungi, Ascomycota, Leotiomycetes, Helotiales, Ploettnerulaceae. The coding region runs from base 1 to 1671 and encodes 556 amino acids. The transcript is spliced from 6 exons. The record is from RefSeq and is a predicted model, not a curated record.